AUGGCUAGCAGAGGUGGUCAGUCUGGAUCUGGCGCACCGAGUAGACGAAGCGAAAGGCCGGAUUCUAGGGUGUCUUCAAAUCUCAAAUAUGAAUUUGGACCCGGUAUAUCCUCUGAACAAGCGUCUGAAAAAAUAUAUGGACGAGUUGGCGAUGUGGAGAAAGAGGGAGACAGGGGACAAACGAGAGAAAGGAGAGAAAGGAGACAACCAGGGGAACGCAGAGAAUAUAGAGGAAAUAUAGAAGACAGAGAGCCCGGAGAAGACGAAGAACUCAGAGAGUACAGAAAGUAUAAAGAAUUCAAAGAAUCUAGAGGAGAUAGAGAGGACAGAAAGGAUAAAGAGUACAGAAAGUACAAAGAGUCCAAAGAAUCUAGAGAGGAUAGAGAGCACAGAAAGGAUAAAGAGUACAGAAAGUACAAAGAGUCCAAAGAAUCUAGAGGAGAUAGAGAGCACAGAAAGCACAGAGGAGACGGACAUGGGAGAAAAGAUAGAGACAGAUCUCAUGGUAGAUCCAGCAUUACAAAGACAUCGACGCGUUCCUCGGCUUCGUCCAAGAAUAACAGUGCAUAUCCCCAGGUACCACCACCAGGUGUUGAACCCGAUAUACCUUCGACGCAAGAUCCAAUUGGCUCUAACAUGUCCACUGUAUCAGACGAUCCAACUAUACGUGUGAGUCUCCGACACGGUGGCAGAAGAAUGGAGGUGAAUGUUAGAUCCGAACAUAGUUCUAGAAAGCCGCGUUCUGGGCAAUCGGAGGCACCGCCAUCACGAACCGAAUAUUCCGAUUCCGAUGAGACUGUGACGCCACGUAAAUAUGAUUAUCAAAAAUCAACAACUCAUAAGAGUGAUAGCGGGAAAGGAAAUAAACAUAAAGUUGGAUCCAAGCAUGGUGCUAGAUCACGAGAUUCUGAGGAUGAUGAGGUAGAACCAUCCGAUAGUAUUACUAGUGUCGGUGACAGUGCACAACCAGACGUAACCGCUACUUCAACUCGAACGCCACUUCCACCUCGUUCUGAAGCAUCUACUGCAUCUAGAUCAGUAAAGCCGAAGAGUGGUAACGGAAAAGAAGAGGAACAUAAAGUCAAAUCCAAUCAUGGUGCUAGAUCACGAGCUUCUGAGGAUCCCGUGGCUCCAUUCCAUUCUGGUAAUAAGAAUUCCUACGCACCACCACCACGAAGCGCAAUGUCUGGUUCAACUCCGACGCCAACUAAAAUCCAUACUCGUACAUCCACUGUUUCUGGGCGUUCUAAGGCUCCGUCUCAAAUUAGCAGUACUAGUUCCUCCGAAUCAGACACAAGCAUAUAUCCAGCUUCAACUAUAUUGCCACCUCCACCUAGUUCUAUAGGAUCCAUCGGAUCAGGAACAAGCGUAUAUCCUAAUUCAGAUAACACGUCACUUCCACCUCAUUCUAUCGUAUCCACUGGAUCUAGACCAGCAAAACACAGUAACAAUAACGGUAAAGAAAGGAAACAUGAAAUCCGAUCCGAUCAUAGUGCCGGAUCAAAAGUUUCUAGGAGUGUGGGGGCUCCGUCUACUGUUAGUCGUACCAGCACACAAGCAUCCUCUAGUCGUGAAUCUGGCGUUCCUGAAGUUGCCGAGAAGAAACCGUAUUUGGUCCCUGCAUAUGGGUGUGUUGGUGGCAAGACACCGAGUAUGGUUCCUGUAAAAUUGCUUCCAAAGGAUUCUAGUGAAGACUCAUCGGGAAAAUGGACAGCCGACAAAGUCAUCUAUUCGCCGCAACUUACAGCAAAGCCAAACGCGUACUUCACACACAAUCAGUCCAAAUAG
This is a messenger RNA of Botrytis byssoidea, 1788 nucleotides long. RefSeq lists its product as uncharacterized. The transcript has a single exon. Bases 1 to 1788 code for a protein of 595 amino acids. The record is from RefSeq and is a predicted model, not a curated record. Lineage: Eukaryota; Fungi; Ascomycota; Leotiomycetes; Helotiales; Sclerotiniaceae.